Molecule: messenger RNA, 713 nt
Organism: Cervus elaphus (red deer)
Lineage: Eukaryota; Metazoa; Chordata; Mammalia; Artiodactyla; Cervidae
Product: thymosin beta-4-like
Exons: 2
Coding region: 79-303 (74 amino acids)
Biological process (GO): actin filament organization; regulation of cell migration
Cellular component (GO): cytoplasm
Molecular function (GO): actin monomer binding
Source: RefSeq, a predicted model, not a curated record
GAAAAUGGAAACGCAAGAGAAAAACCCACUGCCUUGGAAAGAAACGAUUGAACAGGAGAAGCAAGCAGGCGAGUGGUAAUGAAGCGUGCGCCGCCAGUGUGCACUGUACAUUCCACAGCGCAGACCAGACUUCACUCGCUCGCAGCUCGCUCCCUGCCCUCUGCAACAAUGUCUAACAAGCCCGAUAUGGCGGAGAUUGAGAAGUUCGAUAAGUCGAAAUUGAAGAAAAUGGAAACGCAAGAGAAAAACCCACUGCCUUGGAAAGAAACGAUUGAACAGGAGAAGCAAGCAGGCGAGUGGUAAUGAAGCGUGCGCCGCCAGUGUGCACUGUACAUUCCACAAGCAUUGCCUUCUUAUUUUACUUCUUUUAUCUGUUUAACUUUGUAAAAUGCAAAGAGGUUGGAUCGAGUUUAAAUGACUGUGCUACCCCUUUUCACAUCAAAGAAUGGAGAACUACUGACAACGUAGGCCGCGCCUGCCUCUCCCAUCUGUCUAUGUGGCUGGCAGGGAAGGAAAAGAACUUGCAUGUUGGUGAAGGAGGAAGCUGGGCGGGACGACAGUGAAUUCUAGAGUAAAAAGCUGGUCCAAGGUGUUCUGCGGGCUGUAAAAUAAAGUUUAAUCAGAGUGCCAUUUUUUGUUGUUGUUGUUCAAAUGAUUUUAAUUAUUGGAAUGCACAAUUCUUUUAAUAUGCAAAUAAAAAGUUUUAAAACCUG